GGCUGGGAAGCGCCGCCAUGUUGGCGUCGUCCGCGCUGUAUUGUCAUAAAUAGAGCCGGUUAUGUAGUGUUUUUACUACUCCGUUGGCUGCCUCGGCCGUGGAGAGUGAGAGAGUGUGCGAGCGAGCGAGCGAGCGACAGGCGACCAGAGGAAAGCGGACAAGAGGAGGGGAAGGAGCCGGAACGGGACUCCGGAGCGGGAGACACCCGCCGGUGAGGGAGGCGCAGGAAGCGAUGAAAGAAACGUCUGCAAACACCAUGCUGGAUAGCCAGCAUAAACAAAAGCAUUAUGGAAUCACUUCUCCAAUUAGCUUGGCAUGUCCUAAAGAAAUUGAUCACAUUUACACACAGAAAUUAAUUGAUGCCAUGAAACCAUUUGGAGUUUUUGAAGAUGAGGAAGAAUUGAACCACAGGCUGGUUGUUCUUGGUAAAUUAAACAAUUUAGUAAAAGAGUGGAUUUCCGAUGUUAGUGAGAGUAAGAAUCUCCCACCUUCUGUUGUGGCUACUGUUGGUGGUAAAAUUUUCACUUUUGGCUCCUAUAGGCUUGGAGUACAUACCAAAGGAGCUGACAUUGAUGCACUUUGUGUAGCUCCAAGACAUGUGGAGAGAUCUGAUUUUUUUCAGUCUUUUUUUGAAAAAUUGAAGCAUCAAGAGGGCAUUAGAAAUUUAAGGGCUGUAGAAGAUGCCUUUGUACCUGUUAUAAAAUUUGAAUUUGAUGGAAUUGAGAUUGACCUAGUUUUUGCAAGACUGGCAAUACAAACCAUAUCAGAUAAUUUAGAUCUAAGAGACGACUCUCGACUGAGAAGCCUUGAUAUAAGGUGUAUUCGCAGCCUAAAUGGAUGUAGAGUUACUGAUGAAAUUUUGCAUUUAGUGCCAAAUAAAGAAACUUUUAGACUCACCCUAAGGGCAGUCAAAUUAUGGGCAAAACGACGUGGUAUUUAUUCCAACAUGCUGGGAUUCCUUGGUGGUGUCUCUUGGGCAAUGCUAGUUGCAAGAACUUGCCAAUUAUAUCCAAAUGCAGCAGCUUCUACUUUAGUUCAUAAGUUCUUUUUAGUUUUUUCCAAGUGGGAAUGGCCAAAUCCUGUGCUGCUGAAGCAACCAGAAGAAAGCAAUUUGAAUUUGCCUGUUUGGGAUCCUCGGGUAAAUCCAUCAGAUAGGUAUCAUCUCAUGCCCAUAAUCACCCCUGCCUACCCACAACAGAAUUCUACGUAUAAUGUGUCCACAUCAACUCGAACAGUAAUGGUAGAAGAAUUUAAACAAGGUCUUGCAGUCACAGGUGAAAUUCUUCAAGGGAAAUCAGAUUGGUCCAAACUACUUGAGCCACCAAAUUUUUUUCAAAAGUAUAGACAUUAUAUAGUAUUGACUGCCAGUGCAUCAACAGAAGAAAACCAUCUAGAGUGGGUUGGAUUAGUAGAAUCUAAAAUCCGUGUGCUUGUUGGAAACUUGGAACGGAAUGAAUUUAUUACUCUUGCCCAUGUAAAUCCCCAGUCAUUCCCAGGAAAUAAGGAACAUUAUAAAGACAAUAAUUACGUAUCAAUGUGGUUCCUUGGAAUAAUUUUUCGGAGAGUAGAGAAUGCAGAAAGUGUUAACAUAGACUUGACAUAUGAUAUACAGUCAUUUACUGAUACAGUGUACAGACAGGCAAACAAUAUAAACAUGCUAAAGGAGGGAAUGAAAAUUGAAGCAACUCAUGUUAAAAAAAAACAACUUCAUCACUAUCUUCCAGCAGAGAUCCUUCAAAAGAAGAAAAAGCAAAGUCUUUCUGAUGUCAAUCGUUCAAGUGGACCUCAAUCCAAAAGAUCAUCUCUGGAUAGCAAUUGUUUGGAUAGCUCUAGAGACACUGAUAAUGGAACACCUUUUAAUUCCCCAGUGUCUACAAACAAACCUUCCAAGCCUGAUAAUUCUCCUUCAGGAGAAACAGAAAGGAAUAACACUGAACCUGCUGCUGUGAUUGUGGAAAAGCCAUUGAGUGUUCCGCCAGCUCAAGGACUAUCUAUUCCAGUCAUUGGUGCAAAAGUUGACUCUGUAGUAAAAGCUGUAUCACCCCCAGCUGUGUGCACCAUUCCUACUGUAGUAGGACGAAAUGUUAUUCCUAGGAUCACAACACUCCACAACCCUAUCCAGGGACAACCACAUCUAAAUGGGAUGGCAAAUAUAACUAAAAAUGUUGUGCCCAAAAGGUCCCAUUCCCCAUCUAUAGAUAUGUCUUCAAAGAGAUUAAAAGAUAUAGAAAAGUUUAUUCGACUUGAAUCAAAGUUUAAGGAAUCACGUGCUGCUGAAAACAGAAAAAGAAAAUCAGUGGAUGCCAUUGGGGGAGAAUGUAUGCCUAUUCCAACUAUUGAUACUUCACGCAAAAAGAGACUGCCCAGUAAAGAACUACCAGAUUCAUCAUCUCCAGUUCCAGCAAAUAACAUUCGUGUCAUCAAAAAUUCUAUUCGACUGACUCUUAAUCGGUAAAAGCAGUGCCUCCUUAUUUAGAUGCUGUAGCAUCCUCUCAUUGAUUGCUACAUACACUUCUCUGAGGAUCACGUGCUGUCAAAUUGUCAUCUAUAAUAUUAUGGCUUUGUGUUGGAGGUUUUACUGCCUUAACUUUUGAUGCUUAAUUCUCUACUAUGGGAACCAGUUCUUGGCUCUUUGGACACUGAUAAAACAAGUCCUGAACUCCCUCUCCCCCCCUUUUUUCCUUUUUUUUUUUCCUUCCUUUUUUUUUUGUUUUGGUCUUAUGUUGUAAUCAUUGUAUAAAAUUGAAAAAAUUGAAAAAAAAAAUUGUCUUGUAAUUUCCCAAAUGUUAACACAUUUACUUUAGCAUUGAAACCACUUUGUGAAACAUGAGAUGAAUGAAUGUGAGGUAUCUUUUCUGCUUUCCUCAUUUGUGUAGAUGUACUUAUGUCUUCUAUUGAUUUAAAUUAUUUUUUUCCAGAUUGGCACAUGGAAUAUUUAAAAAAAAAUUUUGUGUGUGUGUGUGUGCCUUUCUGUCCAAAUGUUCCAUAGCUACCAGGGAGGAUUAGUCUAGUGAUUACAUAAAUUUUCUAUAUUUUGCCUCCUAUGGAGGCCUUCAAAAUGCAUCUUUAUCAAAAUAGAACCAGGAUACUAAAAAUCAGUAUAUGAAUGGUGAAAUUGUUACAUAUCAUAUCUCAUGCCAUUCUUGUUAGCUGGCUGGUAUUUUUUUACUGAGUAGCAACUCAUUCCAGCAUUAACAUUAAGAUACCUUUAAGUAUGGCAAAUUUGUAGUUUUGAGGUGUAAAUUUAAAGUGGCAUGAUAAUUCCUGACCAUCACUUACCCCACAACUUCACACAUUUUCUUCACAGACUAGGCAUGCAGAAAUAAGCAGUGGAUUUUAUUGGAACCCAAAGGCAUUUUUGAAUAACAUUGUUACCAACCAUUAAUUGGCUCAGGACCUUUGUAAUUUUUAUUUAAUUAUAUGAGUUGUCUUUUUUUACACUGCUUUUUUCAAUGCAUUUCGUAAUAUUUUUUAAGUUUCAUGAACGCAUGCUCAGUUUAUUAAAAUCCAUAACCAUGUAAUUCUUGUAAUAUGUUAAUUCAGUGUUUUGUAAAUGAAGUCGUAUGUAUUUUCAGAGUAUUUUUGUAUGUACUGUAAGAUACCAUCUUUUCAAAGAGAAAACUUUAAAACCUU
Myotis lucifugus (little brown bat) is the source of this 3634-nucleotide messenger RNA. It is a transcript of the gene PAPOLG, whose product is annotated as poly(A) polymerase gamma. Bases 234 to 2456 code for a protein of 740 amino acids. Gene Ontology annotation, cellular component: nucleus. The transcript has 23 exons. The record is from RefSeq and is a predicted model, not a curated record. Lineage: Eukaryota; Metazoa; Chordata; Mammalia; Chiroptera; Vespertilionidae. Gene Ontology annotation, molecular function: RNA binding; poly(A) RNA polymerase activity.